AUGCCCCCAACCCAUCUUGUGUCCAUCGUCGCGCUUGCUCUGGUCGCGUCGCUGGUCGAGGGGCAGGCAGCGAUCUACGGGCAAUCGACGGCCAGGUGGAGGAGGCUCAGUGAAUACAUCAAAGUUCCGCGUCUUGACUCCUUGCUGACGAACACCAGAGCUGGACCGGACCAACAACUUGUGUCAGCGGGACAGUUUGCUCUGUUGUCAACCCAUCGUGCCGGCGCCGUCUUCUCCUCCAUCCGUUCCGUAGCACCGGUCUCCUCCGCGAAAUCCACCUCCGUCGUCGUCACAACCCCCGCCGCCCCGACCACCGUGACUACGGCCACCACCGCCGCCGCGAGCCCCACCAGCAGCGCCAGCGCCGGCAACUGCCCGGCCAACGUCCCCGCCGCGGGGUCCGGCACCCUCAAGUUCACCGGCGUCAACAUCGCCGGCGCUCAGGCUUGUUUGGCAACCGGCGCGUAUUGUAUCAUCGACAUGCACAACUACGCCCGCUGGGAGAAUACGAUCAUUGGACAACCUGGUGGCCCAACAGACGCCCAAUUUGCGGCGACUUGGAGCCAGAUCGCGGCUUACUACGCGAACGAGACCAGGAUCAUGUUCGGCGUAAUGAAUGAACCUCAUAACAUGCCGAACAUCACCCAGUGGGCGGGGAGUGUGCAAGCUGCCGUCACUGCCAUUCGUAAAGCUGGUGCCACGACCCAGAUCAUUCUGCUCCCGGGAGACAACUGGACAUCAGCCCAAACCUUCGUUUCGAACGGUUCCGCAGACGCUCUGAACAAAGUGGUGAACCCCGACGGAAGCAUCACGAACCUCAUCUUCGACGUUCACAAAUACCUCGACUACGACAACUCUGGCACAAACGCCGCGUGUGUCACGAACAACAUCCAGACAGCAUGGGCCCCACUCGCACAGUGGCUGAGAUGUCACGGGCGCCAGGCGUUCAAUACAGAGACGGGCGGAGGCUUUAACGAUCCCGGCUGCCUGACCUACAUGUGCCAGCAGAUCGCGUUCCAGGCUCAAAACAGCGAUGUCUUCCUCGGAUACGUCGGUUGGGCUGCGGGUAACUUCUACAGCGGCUACGUGCUCUCGGAGAUGCCGAACGUGAGCGGAACGACUUGGACUGAUCUGCCCUUGGUCUCCAAGUGCAUGGCGCCUGUAUCCGGGUCCCAGAAGGGAUCCACAGGACUGUGAUGCACUGUAGUGACUAAUCGAAUACCGCGCUGUAUCUUAGUAUAGUCGUAUA
Mycena citricolor is the source of this 1249-nucleotide messenger RNA. NCBI's taxonomy places the organism in Eukaryota, Fungi, Basidiomycota, Agaricomycetes, Agaricales, Mycenaceae. The record is from the annotation of a GenBank genome assembly.